Molecule: messenger RNA, 1020 nt
Organism: Pterocles gutturalis (yellow-throated sandgrouse)
Lineage: Eukaryota; Metazoa; Chordata; Aves; Pterocliformes; Pteroclidae
Gene: EIF3F
Product: eukaryotic translation initiation factor 3, subunit F
Exons: 7
Biological process (GO): translational initiation
Cellular component (GO): eukaryotic translation initiation factor 3 complex, eIF3m
Molecular function (GO): metallopeptidase activity; translation initiation factor binding; translation initiation factor activity
Source: RefSeq, a predicted model, not a curated record
GGGACCGUGGACAAGCACUCGGUGGAGGUCACCAACUGCUUCUCCGUCCCUCACAACGAGUCCGAGGAUGAGGUGGCAGUCGAUAUGGAGUUUGCCAAAAACAUGUACGAGCUGCACAAGAAGGUGUCUCCUAGCGAGAUCAUCUUGGGCUGGUAUGCAACAGGUCAUGACAUCACGGAACACUCUGUCCUGAUCCACGAGUAUUACAGCCGGGAAGCACACAAUCCAAUCCACCUCACUGUGGACACAAGUCUCCAGAAUUCACGCAUGAGCAUUAAAGCCUAUGUCAGUGCCCCAAUGGGAGUCCCUGGUAAAACUAUGGGUGUGAUGUUCACACCUCUAACAGUGAAAUAUGUUUAUUAUGAUACAGAACGGAUAGGAGUGGAUCUUAUAAUGAAGACUUGUUUUAGCCCUAAUCGAGUGAUUGGCUUGUCCAGUGACUUACAGCAGGUGGGGUCAGCAUCAGCCAGGAUUCUGGAUACCUUGACCACAGUGCUCCAGUAUGCAGAGGAUGUAUUGUCUGGCAAAGUGGCUGCUGACAAUACUGUUGGGCGAUUCCUGAUGGAUCUUAUUAACCAGGUGCCAAAGAUUUCACCAGAGGACUUUGAGACAAUGUUGAACAGCAAUAUCAAUGACCUACUGAUGGUAACCUACUUGGCAAACCUCACACAGUCACAGAUUGCUCUCAAUGAAAAACUUCUGAGUUUGUAGAGAAACUUCUGCCACCCUACACUUCAAAAGGCCUGAAGAAUGAGCAGAUACACUUUUCUAUGGUGUUGUUACAAAUUUUUUUGGACUGUAAUUCCAUUACCUAGAUGACUUGGUUUACAUCUCUAUUUCCGUUGUCCCAAAAAAUCCCUAACAUGGUUCAGGAAAUGAAUGGGAAUGGCUGCAGUUUAACUGAGACCAGUAUUUUAAAAUGGAAUAUUAGAAUCUUUUGUCUCCUGGGUUCAUCUACUUGUAUAACAAAAUGCAGCUUUGUUGUAAGAAUGUAUUUGAAAUAAAAGUUCCAUUGCAAUG